AUGGAGAACAGUAACUACAACCGAAGGGUCUUUGAGACAGUCCGGGCAGUCAACCAGGCAGUGAAGCUGAAAUCUCGCUCCCAAUCGCCUCAGAACAUUCCAGGCUCCAGCCCAUCGUCCACAGGACAGCCAGGCUCCAGCCACAUCAGCAGUCCCCACACCAGCUUGUAUGAGUCCAAUCCGUCCAGUAACGGGCUGGAAGACAAACUGCAAACCCUGAACCUGGACAACGAGAGCACCCUAGGGGAGGAUGGAGAGCGGAAACCCGGGACGCCAGGUACUCCGGGAUGUCGGGAUUUACAGGCAGCUCUGCAGCGGUUGUCUCUGAGGCAACAGGCUUCAUCGGAGAAAACUCUGUUCGAUCAGGACCGUGAGCAGAAACUGAACACCCUGGUUGAUGAGGAGACUCUGUCCAGUGGCUUGGUCACUCCAGCAGAGAGUGUCCUAUCAACAGGCACCAACUAUUCUGGAAGCUCAGGAAUGACCGGAUUUUCAGGCUUUUCUGUGAGUUCCCGACCCAACUUCCCGGAUAAACUGAAAAUUGUGAAGCCAUUGGAAGGUGAGCCCAUGCCCUGCUUCCUGCAGGCUAUUGUACCCAUCUCUGUCUCUCUAUCCUUUUGCUCUCUAACUCUUUCUUCAGUUACAGAAUACCAAUCCUCAAACCGAUUGCCUGACACUCAAUCCACCUACACCAUCACUACUUGCCGUAUUAUGCAUCCCUUGGAUGAGUUAACCACAGUGACACUGAGUUUACAUCACACCCCUACUCCCUCAUGUGCCAGUGCUGGCAAGUUGAGGUCUAUCUCAUCUGACGGCAACUUGGCCAGACUGAGGCCCAUAUCUUCAUGUGGGAAUUUCGACAGAUUUUGGCCAACUUCGUCACCUGGGAAUUUCAACACAUUGACAGCUACGCCAACCAGUAGAAACUCUAGUACAUUCGGGACCAGUGUGUCGAACAUGGACAUGGAGGCACUGAGAGCAACUUGCUGCAGUCCACAGCGUAAACGUUACGUAUCUGAGUCUGCCACUAACCUGAGAGAGCACACCAUCACAAUGAGCACCUCACUCGGGUUAGUGACAUUGUUAAAGGAACACGGGAUCUCUGCAGCCAUGUAUGACCUGAUCUGUAAUGUUGAAGACGGUGUAGUGGACAACACUGCCACUGUUCAGCAGCACUCCGACGGAACCCUGCCCAGCUUCCCAAGCUCUGAACCACCUCUGCUCUCCCUCUCAAAGCCCCCGUUCGACCUGAGUCAUACCAGCCCACCUCAGAAACCCUUCCUCACCUCGAGUUUGGCCAGGUCAAUGCUCAACAGGAUGGUCAGUUCCGAGGACAGAAGGAGCCCGAGUGACACCAGGAACCAAAGAAACAUCUUCAGCUUGAACCUGGUGGAGAAACUGAAGCGACUUGGUUUAGACAAAGUGGUGGCCAGAGGAAUGGUCAACGCUGAGAGCAAAAGGUUGACACGCCUUACACGAAGGUUCAGCACAUGAGAAACGGCAACAGCAGAGCUUCGUCAGGGUGGUGACGCUGGGAGUCCAUUCUUAAUGAUCAGUGUGGAUGGGUCCCUUUCUCCCCAUGACCUCUCUCCUCUGCCCCAUGACCCCUCACAAACCUCAUUCUUCCCUUUCCCUACCUGCUCUGUGUUUAAAAACUGAACCUGGUCAUUACACUCUGCAAUACUUGCCAUCGUCAGUGCAAGGUCCAUUCCACCUUCUUUCAGUUUUUUGUGCACUACGCACACUGGUUUGGUUGAUUCACAAGUAAGUUAUCUGUUAAAUGUUCAAUAAUAAUCAAUGACCGCAUGUUUGAAAAGAGAGGGCUAAUAUGAAGUGAGUUGGUGUGAGCUGGCUGGUACAGUUGGCUGGUUGGUGUUAUUGAGGGAGGGUAGGGUGAUGGUCUUUCAAUAUUCAGUAUCUGGGUAUCUCCACUCCCAGACUGAUCAAUAGCAUGCUUCCUGAACAAAUCUGCUGUACUUUACUUAUUGCCAUCCUUUGUGAAAUCUCCACAGGAUAUAAAUUCUAUGGAUGUUAUUCCCCAGUAAUAAUGAUGUAAUCACAGAGCUCAGACUGCCUUGAGAAUGCUGGAGAUUGCACUUUAACCUCACUUGAUGUCUUGAGCCAUUGCCUGCAGCUUCUCUGUGUCAGUGUUUGACCGUGAAUGAAGUCCUGAACACUCCCAUCAGUAACUGUCAUAACCAGAGCUUUACUUGAAGUCCAAUCUCUGCGGAACAUCUUCUGACCACUCCUUGGUUUUCUGGCUUGUAGGAAAGUUGAUAGUUCUGUGGAAGGGGAAAAUGUCCAAGCUUUGGAAUAACAUGCACUUGUAAGUUCUGAGUCCGUCAACAGUCUGUAAAACGCUGAGUUGUCCCAGUGGAACUUGCUGUAUGGUUCCCAUGAAAGAUCAGUACAGGCAGAACAUAACUGAACAACUUGGCACUUACACCAGGACGAUGAACAAUGACCUACAACAAAUGUUAUUUUUGACUGUAACUUUCAGGGUAAUUCUGUUAGUUUUAUUAUUUCCUUAAAGAUCAGCAAAUUUUGA
Molecule: messenger RNA, 2548 nt
Organism: Chiloscyllium plagiosum (whitespotted bambooshark)
Lineage: Eukaryota; Metazoa; Chordata; Chondrichthyes; Orectolobiformes; Hemiscylliidae
Source: RefSeq, a predicted model, not a curated record